Molecule: messenger RNA, 715 nt
Organism: Ilex paraguariensis (yerba mate)
Lineage: Eukaryota; Viridiplantae; Streptophyta; Magnoliopsida; Aquifoliales; Aquifoliaceae
Source: the annotation of a GenBank genome assembly
AUGCAGCACGACGAGGUCAUAUGGCAAGUUAUCAGACACAAUCACUGCAGUUUUAUGGCUAAAAUAACGACGGGGAUUUUCUGUCGGAACCCAUAUAACGUGACUGGGAUUUGUAAUCGGAGCUCUUGCCCUCUCGCCAAUAGUCGGUACGCCACCAUCCGCGACCACGAGGGAAUCUUCUAUUUGUACAUGAAAACAAUAGAAAGGUCUCACAUGCCAAACAAAUUGUGGGAAAGGGUUAAAUUGCCUAGAAAUUAUGAAAAAGCCCUUGAAAUUAUUGACAAGCAUAUGAUGUAUUGGCCCAAGUUUCUUGUACAUAAAACAAAGCAACGGUUGACCAAAAUGACUCAGAUACGAAUACGCAUGAGGAAGCUGGCUUUAAAAACAAGGGAAAAGAUAAUGACAACUCCUAGGAAAGAGAAAAAGAGAGAAGCUAGGAGAGAGGAAAAGGCUGAAAAGGCAGCAGUUUUGGAUAAAAGUAUUGAAAAGGAAUUGCUUGAACGCCUUAAGAGAGGAGUUUAUGGUGACAUAUACAAUUUCCCUGUUAAAGAAUACAAUAAAGUUCUUGACAUGGAUGGACUGCAGGCUGCUAGUGAAGAUGAAGAGGAACCUGAGAUAGAAUAUGUUGAAGGUUAUGAAGAACUUGAAGAAGAGGAUGAUAUGGAAGAUUUUGGUGGUCUUGCUAUUGAAGAAGCUGGUGAAGAUGAUGAUAAUG